Messenger RNA from Chrysoperla carnea, 2246 nucleotides. Its product is annotated as protein claret segregational-like. Gene Ontology annotation, biological process: microtubule-based movement. The transcript has 4 exons. Gene Ontology annotation, molecular function: microtubule binding; ATP binding; microtubule motor activity. NCBI's taxonomy places the organism in Eukaryota, Metazoa, Arthropoda, Insecta, Neuroptera, Chrysopidae. The record is from RefSeq and is a predicted model, not a curated record. Bases 78 to 2045 code for a protein of 655 amino acids.
AUUAAAAUUGUCAAAUAUUUUAAACAUUGUUUUUGUGUCAGCUUUUUUAGAAUUUAUAUUUUAAUUUAUAAUAUACAAUGGAAAAUACAAGACCCAGAGGACAUUUAUUACGCCCAAACACAAUAGCCAAUUCCAUUCGUGUGAAUCUCGCGAGUAAUUUAAAUUUAAAUGGAAUUGGAUCAGAUGCAACAUAUGCCAAUCGACGAGCAGCACUCUCACGUCGAAGUAAAUCAUUUGCUGAUUUUAAUCGAAGACCGCUAUUUACUGCCGCCCCAAGCUCAUUUCCAGCAAAUUCGGUAUUAAAUAAACCAAUUUCAACUAUAAAUAAUAAAAAACCCAUAAUUAAUCAAGUGCCCACAACGCGUCGGCCUCUGGCGCCUAGACAAUUGACUACGAUUACAACAAAACGGAAAGCCGAGCCUCCAGUAUCUUCUGUUUCAUCCUUGAAAUCAGCAAGGGUUCCUGCGAAACCAGCAAAUGUGAAACCUACAACCUCAGCUGCUCCGCCAACAAAAACAAUAGCAAAAAAACCUGCGCCUUACGAUUACAAAGCCAGAUUCCAGUUGUUGCAAGAAAAACAUCAAACUUUGAAAUCAGAUCAUAAAGAAAUUUCUGAUAAAUAUAAUAAGUUGAAUGAAGACAUGGCGAAAUAUAUGGAAGACAGCGAAAAAUUAAAAUUAAAAGAACAGGAAUGCCACUUAAAACAAACAGAAAUUGAUAAACUUAAACAGGAAUUAAAUGUUAAUAAGGACUCAUUUAAUCAGUGCCAAUCACAAUUACAUCAAAUACAAACUGAUUUUGAUAAACAAAAAUCGGUUUUAGAAGAAUGUCAACAGAAGUUUGCGGAAAUUAAUAAAACUUAUGAAAAUUUAAAAUCAAUUACCGAUCAAUUAAAGGAUGAAAAUUUACAGUUGAAGGCAGAAUUAACCGAAAAAGAGCAGAAUAUUGAUCAAUUAGUCAAUCAAGUAUUUGAUGCGGAUAACGAACGCCGUAGAUUGCAUAAUGUCAUACAAGAUUUAAAGGGCAAUAUCCGAGUUUUUUGCCGUGUGCGACCACAGCUUGAAGAUGAAGUUGGUAAACAUCUACUAGAAAUUUCAUAUCAAGAUGAAUGUACAAUCGAAGUUUCAAAUGGUGCAACGAUAACAGGGGGGCGGCGAGCCCCUAAACAAGAAUUCUCUUUUAAUCAUGUUUUUGGUGAAACAUCUACACAAGAACAAGUAUUUCUAGAACUAGGUCAAUUAGUACAAAGUGUUUUAGAUGGUUAUAAUGUAUGUGUAUUUGCAUAUGGACAAACUGGUUCUGGAAAAACAUUUACAAUGGAAGGUGGAUUUGAACAGGAUACGAUUGGUAUGAUACCACGUACAAUUGAUUUACUGUUUAAAACAAUUGAAGAACGUAAAAUACUAAAUUGGCAAUACGAAGUUCGAGCAUCAUUCUUGGAAAUAUACAAUGAGCAGAUAUACGAUUUAUUAAACAACGAUCAAUUGCCACACGAUAUACGAAUGACUGAUGCAAGGGGUGUUGAUGUAUAUGUAACAAAUUUACAAAUUGAAAUUAUCGAAAGCAGCGAUGAAUUGAAACAGCUAUUGUAUGUUGCGCAACGAAAUCGGGCUGUAGCUACUACAGUAAUGAAUGAGCGAUCUUCACGAUCGCAUGCAGUCACCAAAAUCGAAGUAAUUGGUACUAACACAACAUCAGACGAAACAUUUCACGCUAGUUUAAAUUUAGUCGAUUUAGCCGGUUCAGAGCGUGCUCGAGACUCCGAAAUGAUACGAUUAAACGAAACGAAAAACAUAAACAAAUCUUUAGCGAAUUUAAGUAACGUUAUUUUAGCAUUAUUACAGAAAAAAGAUCAUAUACCAUACAGAGAUUCAAAGCUCACACAUUUAUUAAUGCCAUCACUUGGUGGCAACUCAAAAACUUUAAUGUUUGUAAAUAUUUCACCGUUAACGGAAUGUUACAACGAGACAUUAAAUUCGUUAAGAUUUGCUGCUAAAGUAAAUAGUUGUAAAGUUGCAAAUGUUAGAAAAAAUAGAAUAAUGUAAUUUUAAAUUGAGUGUUUUUUAAUUGUGUUUAACUAGGUAGUGACGCAGGCAGGUAUAUAAUCAAAAUUGAAAAAUGAGAUCCCUACUGAUUGCAGGUCUGGAUUUAGGGACAUUUUGAACAUUAAAACUGAUUUGAAUCUGCCACUAGGAUUAAUUGCUUUUGAAAAGCCUAAUGUACCUUGUAAAUAAAUCUGGUGUAGU